AUGUUGGUGGGACAUGUGCGGUGGGCAACCCAUUAUGCGUGCAGGCCACGCAUAGCGGCGGCCUUGAUCGCCAUUGUCCUCUGUCUGUCAUUCAACGCAACGAUUCGAGACCUCGCCGAUGAUGUGCUCUUCUACGACGGCCGCGUCCCAAUCGGGAUCGAUAUUGACAACGUGACGGCCACAGCAAAGCACUUUGCGAAGACGACUGUCCAGCCGCCCUACAAGGACCAGUUCUGGCUCGUCGGACAACGGUCCCGAAUGCUCGCCCACUGGCUGCAUGUCGCGGACCAGGCCGGCCCGUCACGCACGAGGCGACACCUCCUUUUGGCGUCGGAACGGGCAGCCGCGGCCCUCUUUCCGUUCCUCAAGUCGUCGCCCUCGCGCCCGCGCAGCUCGACGCCUUUGGCCGACCUCCGCUCCCGGUUCAGGGGCGGCGGGCGAGGCAUUGUCAUACCCGUCGGAUACGGCAACUUGCGGUACGCAGGCCACCUCGUCGUGGCCCUGCGCGAGGUGCUCGAGUGCCAGCUGCCCAUCGAAAUCGCCUACGCGGGCGACAUCGACCUCGAUGAGGAGCGACGUAAUGCCCUCGCGGCGCUGGACGCAACGGGCAACAUCAAGUUCCUCAAUGUGCUGUCCGUGUUCGCCGACGACACGCUGAGCCUGCUGGCCGGCGGCUGGGCCAUCAAGCCGUUUGGGCUGCUCGCGUCCCGGUUCGAGCAGGCGAUUCUCGUGGACGCAGAUGCCGUGUUCCUGCAGCCGCCGCAGGUCCUCUUCGAGCAGCGGCCCUUUGCGACGACGGGAGCCUACCUCUUUCACGACCGACUGUUGUGGCAGCAUGCGUUUGCGGAGCGGCACGAGUGGUGGCGCGAGCAGAUCCGGGAGCCGUCGGCGGCGCUUAACCAGUCGCUCGUGUGGACGGACGAUUACGCCGAAGAGUGCGACUCGGGAGUCGUGGUCGCGGACAAGGCGCGGACUGAAGUGCUCGGGGGGCUGCUGCACGCGGCGUGGCAGAAUACGCGCGACGUGCGCGACGAGGUGUCGUACAAGCUGACGUACGGCGACAAGGAGACGUGGUGGCUGGGGCUCGAGCUGGCCGGGUCGACGUACGAGUUUGAGAAACAUUACGGAUCGAUGAUAGGGUGGCGGCCCAAGACAAAGCCCCCGACGAACGAGACCGUCCAAAGCGUCAAAGGAAAGGACGAAGACGGAGAUGAAGCACGGGUGUGCAGCUUCGUCAUCGCGCACGCAGACGACGAGGACCGCCUUCUAUGGUAUAACGGCAGCCUGCUCAAGAAUAAGCUCGCCGACCCGGAAGCGUACGACGUGCCGACGGACUGGAUGCUGGACGGCAGGUGGGAAAAGGGCGCCACCAAGCAGAACAUGAGUUGCAUGGCGGGCGCGCAGGCGACGCCGCUCGACGACGGGCAGCUCGCGAUCCUGCGACGAAGCAUCGAUGGGGCACGGAGGGCGGACGACGCGCUGCGACAGAAGGGAGUGAUACCCAAGGCAGGCUAG
Messenger RNA from Purpureocillium lilacinum, 1515 nucleotides. RefSeq lists its product as uncharacterized. NCBI's taxonomy places the organism in Eukaryota, Fungi, Ascomycota, Sordariomycetes, Hypocreales, Ophiocordycipitaceae. Gene Ontology annotation, molecular function: alpha-1,3-mannosyltransferase activity. The record is from RefSeq and is a predicted model, not a curated record. Gene Ontology annotation, cellular component: Golgi apparatus. Gene Ontology annotation, biological process: protein O-linked glycosylation.